GAUUUCCAUCCCAUGUGGACAACUCGAUUUUCGGAAAGCGCCGCAAGUUCUGUUGCACCAACUAACCAGAAAAGGGAAGACUUUUGGGAGUAAGACGCUGGUUUUGGAGCGUGACUGUUGCGUUUGUGAGGUGGACAAUCUGCUGGAGCCUGGAGCAGCUGGUGCAGGUAGAGGACAGUCUUCUAGACCACCUGGAUCCUCCACGUCAUCCGGCAAUAGUUGUGUCUACUUCAUCUGCGUAGCUACGGCAUCUGCUUUGGUUGUGGUUCCCGGAGAAUGGGUGUACCGAUUGGAGAUUGAUGGGACGAUAAUGGUACCAGAGUGGAUUCGGAAUUCUGGUAUUAGCGACGCGACUUCUACGGGUUCGGAAAGGUCUGCUGCAUACUCAGACUACAACAGCCUUCGAAGAUCUUCGAGAUUUUCGAAUAGAGUGAGUGACGCAUUUGCGGAUUCAGAAUUCAGCGGUGGCACGAGCAGCAUCGUCGUGAGUAGUGAUUAUAGCAGACGACCAACUACUGCCACACUUGCUACAAGAGG
Molecule: messenger RNA, 537 nt
Organism: Amoebophrya sp. A25
Lineage: Eukaryota; Dinophyceae; Syndiniales; Amoebophryaceae
Source: the annotation of a GenBank genome assembly